CUGUAUUCCCUGAUCUUUACCCUCCGAUAGCCAAACUUUAAGUUAACUUUUUUUGUUCUAUUCUAGUGUACAAUAAAAAUGGGUCGCGUUAGAACGAAGACUGUUAAGAAAGCUGCACGACUUAUUAUUGAAAAAUAUUAUAUGAGAUUAACUCUUGAUUUUCAUACAAAUAAGAGGUUAUGCGAAGAAAUAGCUAUAAUUCCAAGCAAGCCAUUGAAAAAUAAAAUUGCUGGAUUUGUUACUCUUCUUAUGAAGAGACUUCGCCAUAGUCAAGUACGUGGAAUCUCUAUAAAAUUACAAGAAGAAGAACGAGAACGAAGGGAUAAUUAUGUGCCUGAGGUUUCUGCUUUAGAGCAUGAUAUUAUAGAAGUUGAUCAAGAAACAAAAGAAAUGUUAAAGAUGUUGGAAUUUACUAAUAUUCCAGGACUUCAAAUCACUCCACCCACACCACAUGGAUUUAGACGUGCUUAAUAAAACUUGUGUACACAUUAAAAAUAUAUUGUCUUUAUUACAUUUCAAAUAAAGAUAUCAAAUGGAAAUUA
This is a messenger RNA of Ceratosolen solmsi marchali, 542 nucleotides long. RefSeq names its product ribosomal protein S17 (gene RpS17). Gene Ontology annotation, molecular function: structural constituent of ribosome. Gene Ontology annotation, cellular component: ribosome. The coding region runs from base 79 to 471 and encodes 130 amino acids. The transcript is spliced from 3 exons. NCBI's taxonomy places the organism in Eukaryota, Metazoa, Arthropoda, Insecta, Hymenoptera, Agaonidae. Gene Ontology annotation, biological process: translation. The record is from RefSeq and is a predicted model, not a curated record.